GACGCGGCAGCCGGAGCGCGCGAGGCGAGUAGGACCCGGGUUCGGGUCGGGGUUCGAGUCCGAAUCGAGGGGAUGAACCUCCAGACAGGUGGAAAGCCAAAUUUCCUACCAUCAGUGACCAUGUGUUCCAGGUGUUGCAAGACAGAGAAGUGAGGACAGAGACGUGGAGAGACAGGGAGAGGGAAGUGGAGAGAGUCGCAGAGAGACAGAGGUGUGGAGAGACGCAGACGUGGAGAGACGCAGAGAGACCAGGAUGAGAGAGAGAAAGCAAGACGCUAAGCAAGAGACACCCAGGGUGUGAGACAAGGACAAGCUCGGCAGCCCCUGAAGCCCCAGCCCUGCCUUCAUGCCCGGCAGGUGCCCCACCUGGUGCAUCCUCCCAGAUCCUUCCUGACUGCGGCCUCCAUCGCCCCCUCUCUCCAGGUAAACCUCAGCCUGUGCUGCAGGCGGUCUGACUCAGGGUCUCCCAGUGACUCUUGAGGAGCAUCUGCAGACCAGAGGAUGGCGCAAGUCCUGCACGUGCCAGCCGCCUUCCCAGGGACUCCCGGCCCAGCCUCCCAGUCUGCCUUCCCUGCCAAGGAGACAGACCCACCCUACUCCGUGGAGACGCCCUAUGGCUACCGCCUGGACCUGGACUUUCUCAAGUAUGUGGACGACAUUGAGAAGGGCCACACGCUACGGCGAGUGGCCGUGCAGCGCAGGCCCCGCCUUGGCUCGCUGCCCCGAGGCCCUGGCUCCUGGUGGACGUCCACCGAGUCGCUGUGUUCCAACGCCAGUGGGGACAGCCGCCACUCGGCCUACUCCUACUGCGGCCGAGGCUUCUACCCUCAGUAUGGCGCCCUGGAGGCCCGCGGUGGCUUCAAUCCCCGUGUGGAGCGCACGCUGCUGGAUGCCCGGCGCCGCCUGGAGGAUCAGGCUGCUGCACCCACUGGCUUGGGCUCCCUGACACCCAGCGCCGCCGGUUCAACAAGCUCGUUGGUGGGCGUGGGGCUGCCACCCCCUACGCCACGGGGCUCAGGACUGUCCACCCCCGUGGCACCCAGCGCCGGGCACCUGGCCCAUGUGCGAGAGCAGAUGGCAGGUGCUCUGCGGAAGCUGCGGCAGCUGGAGGAGCAGGUGAAGCUGAUUCCCGUGCUCCAGGUGAAGCUUUCGGUGCUGCAGGAGGAAAAGCGGCAGCUCACGGUGCAGCUUAAGAGCCAGAAAUUCCUGGGCCACCCUGCCGGGGCCCGGGGCCGCAGCGAGCUCUGCCUGGACCUCCCUGAGCCCCCUGAGGACCCAGUGGCUCUUGAGACUCGGAGCGUGGGCACCUGGGUCCGAGAGCGAGACUUGGGCAUGCCUGAUGGGGAGGCAGCCCUUGCCGCCAAGGUUGCUGUGCUGGAGACCCAGCUCAAGAAAGCGCUCCAGGAGCUGCAGGCAGCUCAGGCCCGGCAGGCUGACCCCCAGCCUCAGGCCUGGCCACCUCCAGACAGUCCAGUCCGCGUGGACACCGUCCGGGUGGUGGAGGGGCCGCGGGAGGUGGAGGUGGCAGCCAGCACAGCCGCUGGGGCCCCUGCGCAGCGGGCCCAGAGCCUGGAGCCCUACGGGGCAGGGCUGCGGGCCCUAGUGACAUCUGGAGAGGCCGAGAGCCCCCCUGUUUUCCGCAGCCAUGAGGUGGUGGAGACAGUGUUCCCCGCGCCCACUGCAUCCACUGGCAACAUCCAUCUGGUGAAGAAGAUCAGCAUUACAGAACGAAGCUGCGAUGGGGCAGCAGGUCUCCCACAGGUUCCUGCAGAGUCAUCCUUAGCACCUCCAGGGUCCACAGCAGCCUCUUUGGCACAGCCUAAGAAGGACACAGGCCAGGUGCCCACCCUUGAUGCCAUCAACAGGGAGCCCACCAGGCAAGCAGCCUCACGUGAGUCAGAGGAGGCCAAAGGCGCAGGCGGGCUCCAGGCAAGCAUACGGUCCAUCAUGAAGCGGAAAGAGGGGCCUGCAGACUCCGAGGCCCACCGGAGGAGCCUCCAGUUCGUGGGGGUCAAUGGCGGAUACGAGUCCUCAUCUGAGGACUCCAGCACAGCGGAGAACUUCUCGGACAAUGAGAGCACAGAGAACGAGGCCCCCGAACCUGGGGAGAGGGUACCGAGUGUGGCUGAAGCCCCCCAGCUCAGGCCCACAGGGACGGCAGUGGCCAGAACCAGCCGGGAGGAGUGCCAGCUAUCUCGGGAGUCUCAGUAUGUGCCCACAGCUGAGGAGGCAUCACAAUCAAGUGCGGAGAAGGAGAUCCGGAUGGAGCUAAGCCCCGACCUCAUCUCAGCCUGCUUGGCCCUGGAAAAGUACCUGGACAACCCCAUCGCCCUCACUGAGCGCGAGCUGAAAGUGGCCUAUACCACGGUGCUGCAGGAGUGGCUGCGCCUGGCCUGUCGCAGUGACGCCCACCCUGAGCUUGUGCGGCGCCACCUGGUCACAUUCCGGGCUAUGUCAGCGCGGCUGCUGGACUAUGUAGUCAACAUCGCCGACAGCAAUGGCAACACGGCGCUGCACUACUCUGUAUCCCACGCCAACUUCCCUGUGGUGCGGCAGCUGCUGGACAGUGGUGUCUGCCAGGUGGACAAGCAGAACCGUGCUGGCUACAGUCCCAUCAUGCUUACUGCCCUGGCCACCCUGAAGACCCAGGAUGACAUAGAGACUGUCCUGCAGCUCUUUCAGCUCGGAGACGUCAACGCCAAAGCCAGCCAGGCAGGGCAGACAGCCCUGAUGCUGGCAGUCAGCCACGGGCGGGUGGACGUGGUCAGAGCUCUGCUGGCCUGUGAGGCAGACGUCAACGUACAAGAUGAUGACGGCUCCACGGCCCUCAUGUGCGCCUGUGAGCACGGCCACAAGGAGAUCACGGGGCUGCUGCUGGCCGUGCCCAGCUGUGACAUCUCACUCACUGACCGCGACGGGAGCACAGCUUUGAUGGUGGCCUUGGAUGCGGGGCAGAGUGAAAUUGCGUCCAUGCUGUACUCGCACAUGAACAUCAAGUGCUCGUUUGCCCCGAUGUCAGAUGACGAAAGUCCUGCUUCAUCCUCCGCAGAAGAGUAGCGGUGAGAGGGGACCAGAGGCUCCUCCCGUCGGGGGCCGGCUGGCCCCAGACUAAGCCGCUCCCCCUCCCUUGUCCCUUGUGCCUCAUCUCCUCCCUGGCCAGCCCCCUCUCAUACCCACCAAGGUCCAAGUCUCAAAGGCAAGUGGGUUUUUCUUGUGCUUCCCAGGAGGAGCCCCCAACAGUGACUGCAGCUUAAAGCGGGGUUUUCCUGGUACCCCAGUUCAAAGCAGCCACAGUGCAGACCGAAGCUACAUUCUCGUAUAAAUUGGCACCAGUGGCUGACACUGGGAUUUGGGUUUAUGAAGAACCCUGAGAACAAUCAGCUGGCAAUGAUGGAUGGAGGAGGGUGAAAGGAAAAAAAUACUGUGUUUUUCAAUCGUUGUCGGGGUUGGGGAGACAUAUUAACUUGUUGCCAAAUUUGAAAGUCACUGGAAUUGCAUAUUUUCAUUUUAAUCCUGAAUGUUAUUGUGCACGGGUGGCAUCUGAAGUGGCUUAACACUCCCCAUGCCCCCCGCAUUUAAUUGUCUGGUGUAUAAUAGCAUUUUGUCCACUCCCCCCCAGACAGCUUUCUUGGGGGGAUUUUCUUCUGGUCUCUUCACAAAAUGGAUUCUGUCCUUGUCACCUGGGGAAGGAAAUUCAGUCCUUUCUUCUGCUUUCUCGCUGCCACUGCCAGUGUCGCCCCCAUUCAGUUGGCGGGGGGCUCAGGACCCAGCAGCUGAGAUAAGUGGAAGUUCAUAUCGAGAAGUUACCCCGCAAUCUGACCCCUCCCCACAUGGAGGCCCCGGCAAAUAUUUUCUUAGAAAAUCCCUCAGACCUGAAGACGCAGGAAAUGAACCUAAUUCCCAGUGUGGCUGCUGAGUACCUGGGCUUAGAACCUUGGUUACAGGCCGGCCUCCUCCUCCCUAGACUCCGGAUUUUCUCUCCUCAGAGGAAAGAAAACAGGGCAUGUGCUUGUUGGCAGAGCAUAGGGCAGGCUCCAGAAACCCCAUGUGUGCACGAUUAAAAGUUGGCUGCCCCCGGAGGGCUCCCAGCACAAACUUAAAGAGACAGGGCUUUGCCGAAAACCAAACAAGGGCCAGCUGGGUUUUUUAACAACCUACAGGCUUUCCGGAGCUGCCUGGAACGCAGCCUGCUGGAAAUGGGGCUCGCCAGCCAGACACAUGCAGUUUCCUUUAUGGCCUGUUUUGUCCCCAGAAUCUCAAUAUGGUUUUCUUUCCUGUUCCUACCUUUUGUGAACCAAAGAAAGAAAAGGGACAUGUUCCGAGCCUUGAAAAGUGCCUUGUGACGGGAAUAAGACCCUUAGCUAAUAGGUGUCCUGUCCAGUUCUCAGCUCAGCCACCAGGGUUGGAGCCAGACAACAGGAGGACAGAUCAGGCCUUGAGUGCUCAUCCAUUCAGUCAAUAAAGUGAAAUGCUGGCUUCUCUCCUAGAGAAGUGAGUUUCUUGGCUUGAUGGAGUCUGGCUUGCUUUGAUUUUGAUUGAAGGGAUCAAAAUCUUCUAGAUUUUGUACCUAAGACAAAAGAGUUUGGAUGGUCAAAGGAGGGAGGCACCCCAGAUUGUGUGUGAAGUGUGUGUGUGUGUGUGUGUGUGUGUGGGUGGGUGGGUGUGGGUGUGUGUGUGGAAGACAAAACAAAUCCCAAGCUGCUUGAGGCUGACCGCUGGUAUCUGUUGGAAGACUAUACGCAGCUUUGAGAAGCAGUACAGAGUUGUGUGCCUGUGUCCUGGCCUGGAGCCAAUGGGUGUGUUUAUUUUAAGCUUCUAGAAGCAGCUUAUUGACCCCCCACACACAUACACCCAGAUAAAUCCAUAUUUGUCCCUUUAUUCCUAUUACCCCCGGUACCCAUCGUAGGCUACAGGGGGUCCUGCCUCUGUCCCCACUCUCUUCUCACAUGUAUUCAUGACCUUUAACUUCACUAUGCAACCACGGUACGUCCAUAAAGACAGUAUUACACUUAAAUGAAGUAUUCCUUUUUGUAAUCGUUUUUUAGAAAGUAAAGGAAUUUAAUAAAGCUACCUUAUGAUAAUGUUGA
Messenger RNA from Hipposideros armiger (great roundleaf bat), 5087 nucleotides. It is a transcript of the gene KANK2, whose product is annotated as KN motif and ankyrin repeat domains 2. The coding region runs from base 502 to 3057 and encodes 851 amino acids. The record is from RefSeq and is a predicted model, not a curated record. The transcript is spliced from 13 exons. Gene Ontology annotation, cellular component: cytoplasm. Gene Ontology annotation, biological process: negative regulation of actin filament polymerization; negative regulation of cell population proliferation; negative regulation of G1/S transition of mitotic cell cycle. Lineage: Eukaryota; Metazoa; Chordata; Mammalia; Chiroptera; Hipposideridae. Gene Ontology annotation, molecular function: protein binding.